UAAAAGGCGCCAUUUGCACCCCCACCCCGAUCGUUUAAAAACCCCUAAACCCUCAAAUCUCUCUUCACUCAAAGCUUCUUACAUUGUCAUGCGAAAAUGAUUUCUCGUGGAUACGCAACGGACACUCAGUCGAAAUCCUCCGAUAUCGCCGCCGCCGUACUCGCCGCCUCGUCGCCGCUGCAGAUCCUCGCUGCGUGCGACGCCGUUGAGUCGUUUCUACACAAGCAUACAGCUGACCAGACCCGAUGGUUCUUCUCCAUCACUUUCCCAACCCUAAUUUGUAAAAUUUUCGGCUUCGAUGAAUCUUCUUCUGCUUCAGUUGCUGUCAAGUCUAUGUCUCCUUCUGGAUGGAUAGAUAUCGCCGCUUUAUCCAAUGAUUCUCAGCUCGCAGGUAGAAUUUACAGCUUAUUAUCGCCCACUGGUGUGUUGCUAUCUUCUAUUGUGGCUGCGGAUGGGUUGUCUCUGGUUAAAUAUGUAUUUCCUGUAGAAAGGUUACCCGAAUGGGUUCGUUAUAUGCUUCAAAAUGAGAGAGAUUCUUUGGUUUUGUCUGACUUAUGCCCGUUGUUCAAAAAUAGGUUGAAGGAGGACUCAGUUAAGGGUUCUUCAUUUCAGGUUCAGUUGAAUGUGUUUGAAUAUUACAUGUUCUGGUUUGUCUAUUACCCUGUUUGUCGAGGUAACAGUGAGGGCCCUCAAACUGUAAGUGUUAGGAGAAGCAGAAGGUUUAGAUUGGAGAAUUGGGCUUAUUCGAUUCCAGGUUUGUCAAGCACCAAACGUGGGAUGGAGCAGAACAAUGAGGGCGAUUUGUAUAUGCGUCUCUUGUAUGCAUAUCUCCGUGCAUAUGUGCCUGUAGCUGAUAUGAAGGCACAUCAACCAUAUAGGAGCUCACUGCUUCACUACUCUUUUUCCUAUGGGACUCCAAUUGUUGAAAAAGCAGAGUUCUUGGUGAACACUCUCAUACAUUUUUGGUUAGUUGAUAAUGAUUUCUCACCAUUGCCUGUGAAUUUGUGCAAAUCGUUUGGUAUGACAUUCCCUUUCCGGUCAGUACUGGGUGAGAUUCCUCCUACUUCAGGAUUAGGUGAAGUAGUAAACGUGUUUGUCAAAUAUCUGAAUCUAAGUUCGAUCGCAUCAAGUGAUAGAACUGACCAGGUUGACUACACUGAAAGUCCUAAGUGGAAGGUUGGGGGGACAUUCAAUGCUUCUCAGUCAAGAAAUGCUGUUCCCUUCGUGGAUGCUGGUAAUUCUUGGAACUCGUGGAUUCAGAGGCCAUUGUACCGAUUUAUAUUGAGGACAUUCCUGUAUUGUCCAAUGGAAAGUUCUAUUAAGAAUGCAUCUCAGGUGUUCACCUUGUGGGUUAGUUACCUGGAGCCCUGGUCUAUUUCUAUGGAAGAAUUUGCAAAACUUGAUUCAGAUCUGGGGAAGUCUAAUAGAGGGACAUUAAAGGAGGUUACCCCAUCAAUGCCACAUGGUUAUACCUCUUCUUGGCAAGAUUUUGUAUUAGCUAACUACUUAUACUACAGCUCUUUGGUCAUGCAUUUUAUUGGUUUUGCCCACAAGUUUCUUCACACAGAUCCAGAAGUGAUAGUCAAGAUGGUUUCAAAGGUGAUAACAAUAUUAGCCUCAUCUACAGAACUGAUGGACCUCAUAAAAAAUGUGGAUAUUGUAUUCCAUUCGAAACCAGCUGGAUCAUCUAAAUCAAUGCUUAAUGCUUUGCAUAGAUAUGUUCCUGCUAUUCGUGAGCAAUUACAGGACUGGGAGGAUGGCUUAUCUGAGACUGAUGCUGAUGGUUCUUUUUUACACGAGAACUGGAACAAAGAUUUACGACUCUUCAGUGAUGGUGAAGAUGGUGGACAAAAGUUGCUUCAGCUGUUUGUAUUGCGAGCAGAAUCUGAACUGCAAUCAAUUGGCGGAGAAAAUCUUUCUCAAAACCUCCAGGGUUUGGAUAGACUGAAAUCCGAGCUGUGCCAGUUAUUUGGUGGCCCUAUUAUGAAUCCCUUGAGUACUCCAGAGACUGUACAAUGUGAGUACAUGCGAGAUGAAAUCUUUAAGCCCAGGAGUUUUGCAAAUAGAGCAAUGGUCGAUAUUAAAUACAAGGGUGAUUGGAUGAAGCGGCCCAUCUCAGACGAUGAAAUUGGGUGGCUGGCAAAGGUGCUUGUAAAGUUAUCAGGCUGGUUCAACGAGAGUCUUGGGUUGGGCCAAGUCGAGAGCAGCCAAGAGAGUCCUUCUUGGUCAUAUGUUGACGUGUCCAGUGAUGCAAGGAGUGUGUGCGGACCCAUGGAAGUGAUUAAAGUUGUGUUGUGCUCUUUCAUUUCCUGGCUUCUUAUGUUACGUGGAGCUGGUGUGAGGUUCAUGAGAGAGCAUGGUGUCAGGGUGAAUCUCAGGGUCUUAGCAUCAAAGAAGGUGGUAGUGGUGUUGCUUGUCAUUGCUGCUUUCAGUCUACUCAGGAGAGCUUUUUUCGGAGUUGGGUAAUGUUUACAUGGGAGAUCAAGCAACAUAACAGAAUGAACUCCUCAAAUAUAGGUCUAGGACUGAACCAAAAAAGAACAGAAAUACUCGGAGAGUGUGUGAUAGAG
This is a messenger RNA of Solanum verrucosum, 2570 nucleotides long. RefSeq lists its product as uncharacterized. Gene Ontology annotation, molecular function: sphingomyelin phosphodiesterase D activity. The record is from RefSeq and is a predicted model, not a curated record. The coding region runs from base 97 to 2466 and encodes 789 amino acids. Lineage: Eukaryota; Viridiplantae; Streptophyta; Magnoliopsida; Solanales; Solanaceae. The transcript is spliced from 5 exons.